Molecule: messenger RNA, 6680 nt
Organism: Dicentrarchus labrax (European seabass)
Lineage: Eukaryota; Metazoa; Chordata; Actinopteri; Moronidae
Product: NACHT, LRR and PYD domains-containing protein 12-like
Exons: 15
Coding region: 74-4099 (1341 amino acids)
Molecular function (GO): protein binding
Source: RefSeq, a predicted model, not a curated record
GAACCUGAAAGUGAGUUCAGUUGGUUCAGACUCCAUUUUGUGUCGACAGCAGAAGGGUGAGGCAGGACUGAAGAUGAGUGUUAAUGUGGAGGAAGAGGAGGACAGAGCAGAGUCUCCAGUGUCCAGCUGUCUGUCUAUGAAGAGUGACCGUUCCAAGAAUGAACCUAUCUCCUUCAGUAAUGAACCCUCAGACACACAAGUUCAGUCCAACAGACGGAGAACAGAGUCUCCUGUGUCCAGCUGUCUGUCUAUGAAGAGUGACUGGUCCAAAGAUGAACCUCUACACUUCAGUAAUGGACCCUCAGACACACAAGAGAGGAAGAGGAGUCGAGUUCCUGUGGAGGAGCAGCUGUCCUGCUGUGUUUUGUGUCAGGACGUCCUGAAGGAUCCAGUCUCUACCAGCUGUGGACACUGGUUCUGCAGACAGUGCAUCACCUCAUACUGGGACCAGUCUGGUUCACCAGGAGACGCCUCCUGUCCCCAGUGUGGAAAAAGACCCAGAACAAGACCUGGACUGCAGACAGACAAUGAGUCCAGCACUGUACAAAUGAAUGCUGGUCUGCAGGAGGUUUUAGAUGAACAUAAGAUCAGUCUGAGGAGGAGAUGUGAGCGUGUGACUGAAGGAACUGAUGAAACAGGAAGUGGAACCCUCCUCAACAGGAUCUACACUGAGCUCUACAUCACAGAGGGACAGAGUGAAGAGGUUAAUACCCAACAUGAGGUGAGACAGCUUGAGACAGCUUCCAAGAAGAAGACCUUCCAUGAUGCUCCAAUCAAGUGCCAUGAGAUCUUUAAAGCCUUACCUGACCAACAGAGACACAUCAGAGUGGUUCUGACAAACGGCGUCGCUGGAGUUGGAAAAACCUUCUCAGUGCAGAAGUUCACUCUGGACUGGGCAGAGGGCUCGGAGAACCAAGAUGUCAGUCUGGUGGUUCUGCUUUCAUUCAGGGAGCUGAACCUGAUCAAAGAUGAGCAGUACAGUCUUCUCACACUGCUCCAUGUUUUCCAUCCAACAUUACAGAAGGUCACAGCAGAGCAGCUCGCUGUCUGUAAACUUUUGUUCAUCUUUGACGGCCUGGAUGAAAACAGACUUUCACUGGAUUUCCACAACAAUGAGGUUGUGUCUGACGUCACACAGAAGUCUUCAGUCAACGUGCUGUUGACAAACCUCAUCAAGGGGAAUCUGCUUCCCUCGGCUCUCGUCUGGAUAACUUCCAGACCUGCAGCAGCCAAUCAGAUCCCUCCUGAAUGUGUUGACAGGGUAACAGAAGUACGAGGCUUCACUGACGCCCAGAAGGAGGAGUACUUCAGGAGGAGAGUCAGUGAUGAAGAUCUGUCCAACAGAAUCAUCUCACACAUCAAGACCUCCAGGAGCCUCCAUAUCAUGUGUCUAAUCCCAGUCUUCUGCUGGAUCACUGCUACAGUUCUGGUCCACAUGUUGACUACAGACCAGAGAGGAGAGCUGCCCAAGACCCUGACUGACCUGUACUCACACUUCCUGCUGGUUCAGACAAAGAGGAAGAAGCAGAAGUAUGAUGAGGGACAUGAGACGAGUCCACAGGAGCUGAUGGAGGCUGACAGGAAGGUUCUUCUGAAGCUGGGGAGGCUGGCGUUUGAACAGCUGCAGAAAGGAAACAUCAUGUUCUACCAAGAAGACCUGGAGCAGUGUGGUCUUGAUGUCACAGAGGCCUCGGUGUACUCAGGAGUUUGUACAGAGAUCUUCAAAAGAGAGAGUGUGAUCUUCCAGAAAACAGUCUACUGCUUCGUUCAUCUGAGCAUUCAGGAGUUUCUGGCUGCAGUCUACAUGUUCCACUGUCACACCAACAGGAACACAGAGGUACUGAAGGACUUCCUGGAGGAAAAACAUGUUGAUUCAACUCUAGAUGUUUUCCUGAGGAGUGCAAUGAUGAAAUCCUUGAGGAGUGAAAAUGGCCACCUGGACCUGUUUGUUCGCUUCCUUCAUGGCCUCUCUCUGGAGUCCAACCAGAGACUCUUAGGAGGCCUGCUGGGUCAGACAGACAACAGUCCAGAAAUCAUCCAGAGAGCCAUCAACAACCUGAAGAAGAUGAACAGUGGUAAUAUCUCUCCUGACAGAAGCAUCAACAUCUUCCACUGUCUGAUGGAGAUCAACGAUGAUUCAAUCCAUCAGGAGAUCCAACAGUUCCUGAAGUCAGAGAACAGAUCAGAGAAGGAACUCUCUGAGAUCCACUGCUCAGCUCUGGCCUACAUGCUGCAGAUGUCAGAGGAGGUUCUGGAUGAGUUGAACCUGCAGAAGUACAACACAUCAGUGGAGGGACGACAGAGACUGAUUCCAGCUGUGAGGAACUGCAGAAAGGCUGUACUUUCUGACUGUGGACUCUCAGAGACUCACUGUGAAGUCGUGGUCUCAGCUCUGAAGUCCAACCCCUCCCAUCUGAGAGAGCUGGACCUGAGUGGGAACAACAAGCUGCAGGAUUCAGGAGUGAAGCUGUUGUGUGUUGGACUGGAGAGUCCACACUGUAGACUGGGGACUCUGAGAUUGAGGGACUGCAGUUUGUCAGAGAUCAGCUGUUCUUCUCUGGUCUCAGCUCUGAAGUCCAACCCCUCCCAUCUGAGAGAGCUGGACCUGAGUAAAAACAACCUGCAGGAUUCAGGAGUGAAGCUGCUGUGUGGUUUUCUGGAGAGUCCACACUGUAGACUGGAGACUCUGAGAUUGAUUAACUGCAGGUUGUCAGAGAUCAGCUGUUCUUCUCUGGUCUCAGCUCUGAAGUCCAACCCCUCCCAUCUGAGAGAGCUGGACCUGAGUGACAACAACCUGCAGGAUUCAGGAGUGAAGCUGCUGUGUGGUUUUCUGGAGAGUCCACACUGUAGACUGGAGACUCUGAGAUUGAGGUACUGCAGUUUGUCAGAGAUCAGCUGUUCUUCUCUGGUCUCAGCUCUGAAGUCCAACCCUUCCCAUCUGAGAGAGCUGGACCUGAGUGACAACAACAAUCUGCAGGAUUCAGGAGUGAAGCUGCUGUGUGGUUUUCUGGAGAGUCCACACUGUAGACUGGAGACUCUGAGAUUGAGUGGCUGCAGUUUGUCAGAGAUCAGCUGUUCUUCUCUGGUCUCAGCUCUGAAGUCCAACCCCUCCCAUCUGAGAGAGCUGGACCUGAGUAUCAACGACAACCUGCAAGAUUCAGGACUGAAGCUGCUGUGUGGUUUUCUGGAGAGUCCACACUGUAGACUGGAGACUCUGAGAUUGAGGGACUGCAGUUUGUCAGAGAUCAGCUGUUCUUCUCUGGUCUCAGCUCUGAAGUCCAACCCCUCCCAUCUGAGAGAGCUGGAGCUGAGUGACAACAAGCUGCAGGAUUCAGGAGUGAAGCUGCUGUGUGGUUUUCUGGAGAGUCCACACUGUAGACUGGAGACUCUGAGAUUGAGGAACUGCAGUUUGUCAGAGAUCAGCUUUUCUUCUCUGGGCUUAUCUCUGAAGUCCAACCCCUCCCAUCUGAGAGAGCUGGACAUGAGAGACAACAAGCUGCAGGAUUCAGGAGUGAAGCUGCUGUGUGGUUUUCUGGAGAGUCCACACUGUAGACUGGAGACUCUGAGAUUGAGUGGCUGCAGGUUGUCAGAGAUCAGCUGUUCUUCUCUGGUCUCAGCUCUGAAGUCCAACCCCUCCCAUCUGAGAAAGCUGGACCUGAGUUACAACAACUACCUGAAGGAUUCAGGAGUGAAGCUGCUGUGUGGUUUUCUGGAGAGUCCACACUGUAGACUGGAGACUCUGAGAUUGAGGGACUGCAGUUUGUCAGAGAUCAGCUGUUCUUCUCUGGGCUCAGCUCUGAAGUCCAACCCCUCCCAUCUGAGAGAGUUGAACCUGAGUUACAACAAGCUGAAGGAUUCAGGAGUGAAGCUGCUGUGUGGUUUUCUGGAGAGUCCACACUGUAGACUGGAGACUCUGAGAUUGAGGAACUGCAGGUUGUCAGAGAUCAGCUGUUCUUCUCUGGUCUCAGCUCUGAAGUCCAACCCCUCCCAUCUGAGAGAGCUGGACCUGAGUUACAACAACCUGAAGGAUUCAGAUGUGAAGCUGCUGUCUGAUCUUGUGGAGAGUCCGCACUGUAGACUGCAGACUCUGGGUCAGUAGAGGGUCUGAGUCAGUCCAUGCUGGUUCCAACAGUCUUGGACUAAACACAGAUCCAGUAUUUGCUGCUUUCCUCAGUGAAGCUGUGAGAGGAGAAUGGGGACAGGCUUUAGGAUUGGACAGACAGACAAACAGACAGACAAACAGACAGACAGACAGACAAGACAGACAAGACAGACAGACAGACAGAGAGACAGAGAGAGAACAGUCAGCCAAUCAGAGAGCCAGAAGCUUGUUGUGAUCAUGUGUUUGAGUUGAUGUGAAGACGACUGUUGUUGUUGUGUUCAUGUGUUCAGGAAAUAAAGUGGAUUCCAGCUGACAGCAUUACAAGAUGUAUAGAGACAGUGGUCCUCAUUCAUCCAGUCUGAUCUCACACUGUUUGUUCUCUCAUUUCUACACUGAUCAGUUGGUCUUUGUCACAGCUCUGAGAUCAGUCUGACUGAAGCCUGCAAACAACCAUCAUUACAUUUAGUGACCAUGUGGUCUUUGUACAGACCAGGACCUCUGCUGGAGUCCAGUACCCACAGCUGAUGUGUUGCUGUUCAGUCUUUGUAUGAACAUGUAGGACCUUUAACAUCAGACAUAUAUCUGUCCAUUUGUCUCUUGUUUGUCCAAAUAGUUUGAAUAUUUACACAUUUGUCCUGUAAGAUUUCAGAUGAAACAUUCAAAUGUGACUGAGACUGUGGUUUUUAUCAGCUUUGAACCCUAACAGCAGUAAAUGCAUCAUUCCAGUGGGCAGUGAAUGUCUGUUUCUGCAGUAAUGAUGCAUUCAGGGACUCUCAGCACUUUAUUUCCACUGUGUACUUCAGUGAAAUCUGCAGAGUCAGCAGACUUGAUGUCCAAAGUGUCUGCAGGUCUGUGAGCUUCAGCUCAGUGUGUUCACUCCAAUACGUUAACAUGAAUUCAAUUCAAUUUUAUUUGUAUAGCGCCAAUUCAUAACAGAAGUUAUCUCAGGACACUUUUCAAAUAGAGCAGGUCUAGACCGAACUCUUUAUAACAUUAUUUACAGAGACCCAACAGUACCACCAUGAGCAAGACCUUGGCGACAAGGGCAAGGAAAAACUUCCUGUUAAAAGGCAGAAACCUAGGACAGAUCCUUCGGCUCUAGGUGGGUGGUCGUCUGUCUUGACCAGUUGGGGUGAGAGAGAGAGAGAGAGAGAGCGACAGACAGACAGAGAAAGAGAGACAGAGAAAGAGAGAGGCAGAGAGAGAGAGAGAGGCAGAGAGAGAGAGAGAGGCAGAGAAAGAGAGAGAGAGAGACAGAGAGAGAGAGAGACAGAGAGAGAGAGACAGAGAGACAGACAGACAGACAGACAGACAGACAGACAGACAGACAGACAGACGCGCAGCAACAACAGUAUUGGCAAUGGCAGUCAAGCAGGACCACGGCAGGAGGCUCCACCAGGAUCCAUGAGAACCUGCGAGACGAGAAAGCACAAGAACUCCGGGGAAGAAGUGGAGUUAGUAACAUGCAUUAAUGAAACAUGAAUGAGUGCAGAAAGAGAGAGGAAGAGAGGAGCUCAGUGCACCAUGGGAAAUCCCCCGAUAGUCUAGGCCUAUAGCAGCAUAACUAAGGGAUGGUUCAGGACUCACCUGAUCCAGCCCUAACUAUAAGCUUUAUCAAAGAGGAAUGUCUUAAGCCUACUCUUGAAUGUGGUGAGGGUGUCUGCCUCCCGAACCACAACUGGAAGCUGGUUCCACAGGAGAGGAGCUUGGUAACUGAAGGCUCUGGCUCCUGUUCUACUUUUAGAGACUAUAGGAACCACAAGUAGCCCAGCAUUCAGAGAACAUAGUGUUCUAGAGGGGUAAUAGGGUACUAUGAGCUCUUUAAGAUAUGAAGGGGCCUGACCAUGAAGAGCUUUAUAGGUGAGGAGGAGGAUUUUAAAUUCUAUUCUACAUUUUACAGGGAGCCAAUGCAGAGAAGCUAGUACAGGAGAGAUGUGAUCUCUUUUUCUAGUUCCUGUCAGUACUCGUGCUGCAGCGUUCUGAAUUAAUUGGAGCGUUUUAAUGGACUUAUUGGGGCAACCUGAUAAUAAAGAGUUGCAGUAAUCCAGCCUUGAAGUAACAAAUGCAUGGAUUAGUUUUUCUGCAUCUGUCUGUGAUAGUAUGUGUCUAAUUUUUCUAAUAUUACGUAAAUGAAAGAAGGCAGUCCUAGAGGUCUGCUUUAUGUGGGAGUUAAAUGACAAAUCCUGAUCAAAGAUAACUCCAAGAUUCCUGACAGUGGUGCUAGAGGCCAAGGUAAUGCCAUCUAGAGUGACUAUAUCUUUACUUUACUUACGUGUUUCUAGAAAUUUACUAACUUAUAUUGAACACACAAAACAAUCAGAAAACAAACAAAUGUUAAAUCAUGUAAAUUUGAUUAUCUCUUGUAUUAAAAAGAUUUCUGUUCUGUUUGUACCAUCAACAUAUAUUAAAUAAUUAAAUAAUAACUAUUAUAUGUUUAAAUUAAGGUCAUAUUGUCUCUUUUUAUAUUUGUAUAUAGUGUGUUUUUUUGGUUCAGUGUCAUGCACCAAUAUACAAAUAUAUGAAUGUAAAAACCUGAUUGUUAAUUAAAUUGAUUAAACUAAUGUAACUCCUUAAUUCA